Lytechinus variegatus (green sea urchin) is the source of this 1853-nucleotide messenger RNA. RefSeq names its product adhesion G protein-coupled receptor L3-like. The transcript has 13 exons. Gene Ontology annotation, biological process: cell surface receptor signaling pathway; adenylate cyclase-activating G protein-coupled receptor signaling pathway. Bases 73 to 1305 code for a protein of 410 amino acids. The record is from RefSeq and is a predicted model, not a curated record. Gene Ontology annotation, cellular component: membrane. NCBI's taxonomy places the organism in Eukaryota, Metazoa, Echinodermata, Echinoidea, Temnopleuroida, Toxopneustidae. Gene Ontology annotation, molecular function: G protein-coupled receptor activity.
CUAGACCAACUGACCGUCACAAUAAGCAUCGUUACAUCGGCACGUCAUGCUGAGCUUUUAAAUAACUACACGAUGAAGGACGCCACCGAUAAAACUGAUGUCAUCACUCAAGUUGCAAGUGAUGUUGUAACAGCAUUUGUAUUUAUUGGUGACGAGAAAGUGUCUGUUCCCUUUAGUUUCAACCUUACACAUUCUAAAGUACUAUCCCAGCCUCCAUUGCCGAAAUGUGGCUUCUUCGACACACAAUCAAGAAACUGGAAUUUCAGCGGCUGCCGGGAGAUCCCAACAGACAACGCGAAUAUGACGUCAUGUUACUGUGAUCACAUGACUAGCUUUGCCAUUCUCGUGCAGUUGCGACCGAAUGAUCGGGAUGUAAAUGAGAUCGAUAUAUUCAUCGGUGCUAUUCUGACCCGGUGUGGUAUUGGACUUUCAGUGACGUCACUCAUCAUUAGUCUGAUUUUCUUCUUUAUUCUCAGACGAUCCUUGGCAGCUGACCGUGUAAUAAUUCACACCAACCUGAUGAUUGCCAUUCUGUUCUUUGACAUCACCUUCCUUUUCAACACCAAUCCAAUUGAAAUCGAGGCUGCAUGCAAAUCAUAUGCCUUCAUUUUGCACUACUUCUCUCUGGCAAUGAUGUUUUGGAUGCUCGUAGAGGGCGUACAUCUAUAUCGUCAAAUCAUCAGAGUGUUUGAUUCUGACAAUCUACGAACAUGGGUCUACGGUAUCAUAGGAUGGGGUUUGCCAGCCCUGAUAAUCACUAUUACUGGAGGUGUGAGGCAUCAGAGCUAUGGAUAUGAUCAAUAUUGCUGGCUGAACCCAAACGAUGGAACUAUUUGGGCAUUUAGCGGACCUCUUAGCUUAAUUACAUUCGUCAACGUCAUUAUUCUUGCACUUGUUGUAAAGGCAGUGGUAGCGGCAUCUCGAGGACAACUUGAAAAUGAUAAAAUCAAGCAAAUCAGAAAUGGGCUUCGCAGCACCAUAUUGCUUUUCCCUCUGCUCGGUACAACUUGGCUCUUAGGACCUGUAUUGACAUUAUUCCCUAUCAGAUCACUCGCCUACAUCUUUAACGUGCUUAACCCUCUCCAGGGUUUCUUCGUAUCACUGUUUUACUGCUUUCUGAAUACCGAGGUCCGAAACGUCAUUAAAGAACAUUUUCGUAAAGCUCGUGACAGCCGGAAUUUGGACACCAAUUCUGGUACAGCUUCAACAUCAGAGGGCAAAACAGCAAAGUCUAACAUGAGACUGGUUCGAGUCGCUCCCGCUCCUGUUAGCCAGACGCCAAACAUUCCCGAGGUUUGUAAUUAAUCAACACGGGCAGAAAAACUUGACUACAACCGUACCCUAGACAUAGUCACCAAGCAUCGCUUCAUCGAAAGUUGAGGUUUCGAGUCCUUCAUGUCCUAGAAGUAGGCCUAAUAUCAUCGAGAAAGACAUCACUCUAGAUUCGGCACUCACUCCGAGAUCCGGAUGCAACGAGAGACAAAUUCUGAAAAUUUUAAAUUCAAUUUAAAUGUAUAAAUUUAUAAAUCGUAGAAGUUUAUUCAUUUUAAUACACAUGGAAGCAGAUCAUAAGAAGCUAUCUGAACAUGCUGAAAGGAUAUUCCAAAUAUGAAUGAGCUAUAAUGAUAGAACAGUACAUUUGGAACAUUCACUCACUGAUAAAGAUGGCUGCUAGUGAAUGGAUUUACACUUUCGGGAAAAAGAGAGUAUAUAAGCCAUUAUAAGACAAUUGAUACUGGAAUAUAAGUAGGCAUGAUUGUUAAGACAAAAAAUAUACUUGAUUGAUUGAUUUAUUGAUCGAUUUAUUGCUUAAUUGUUUGAUUGAUAGUUUGAUAGAUUGAUUGAUUGAUAGA